Molecule: messenger RNA, 1503 nt
Organism: Acaromyces ingoldii
Lineage: Eukaryota; Fungi; Basidiomycota; Exobasidiomycetes; Exobasidiales; Cryptobasidiaceae
Product: oxidoreductase
Exons: 4
Coding region: 149-1498 (449 amino acids)
Biological process (GO): lipid biosynthetic process; fatty acid metabolic process
Cellular component (GO): membrane; endoplasmic reticulum
Molecular function (GO): fatty acid 2-hydroxylase activity; iron ion binding
Source: RefSeq, a predicted model, not a curated record
AACACCCACUGACUUCUACCUCAGCUUGACGACUCGUUCUUACUACAGCCACUCCCACCACUUUGUCGCGAUCACCCUCACACUAUCACCGUCUACACCUCACGCUCUCUUAACCGCACUACCCUCACCGCGUCUCUCUUGUUGAAAGAUGUCGGCGGCCACUACCACGGCCACGGAGCUGGCUGGUCCGGCGAAGACGGCAGCCACGCAGAGGACCCGACUAAUCUCGACAGACAUGCUCGCCGAGCACGACACCAUCGACUCGCUCUGGGUCUCAUACAAGGGCAGAGUGUAUGAUGUCACCGAGUUCGCGCCAGACCAUCCGGGAGGCGACGACCUCAUCAUGCGUUUCGCUGGAAAGGACAUGGGAGAUAUCAUGGAGGAUCCUGUCGAGCAUUCGCACAGCGAGAGCGCGUUUGAUCUGCUGGAGGAGCACUACAUUGGCCGCCUGCCACUGACGGAAGAGGAGCACGCGCUUGUCGCGCCCAAGGAGGAAGGAGGUGCAGAUUUCACUGGCAAGGAUUCUACGAUCCUCAUCACCGACGACUUCAAGCCUCGCGAGACUGAUCUCAAGAGAGAUUACAAGAACCACGCUUUCCUUGACCUUAGCAAGCCCUUGAUCCCGCAGAUGUGGAGCGCGAGGUUCUCUAAGGACUUCUACCUGAUGCAGGUGCAUUCGCCACGUCACCUCAAGGGCUCUGCUCAGCUUUUCGGACCGUGGUACCUCGAGAUGUUCACCAAGACGCCAUGGUACAUCGUUCCUAUCUUCUGGCUGCCUAUUUCGGCAGCCAUCUAUUUCCGGAGUGCGCAGCAAAUGGAGCAGUGGAUUGGUGCCGAUAUUUCUUCGACAGCAUCGAGCACGAUGGCAUCGUCUUCUUUCGCCUCUUCAGCGUUCCAGAACCUCACGGCGGCGCCCAUAACUCCCUCCACAUCCCUCCAGAUUCUCACGAAUCUCGUAGGAGGAAUCGACGACGACUUCACGAACAAGUACCUCUCCCACGACUUCUUCCACCUCCCGAGCCUCUCCAGCUUCGCCCUCGUCGUUCCCCUCUUCCUGACAGGGAUCUUUAUCUGGGGUGCCCUCGAGUACCUACUACAUCGAUUCCUGUUCCACGUGGACGAAUUUCUUCCAGACCGUCAGAUCUUCCUACUGAUCCACUUUUUGCUUCAUGGUGUGCAUCAUUUCUUGCCGAUGGAUCCCCUUCGCCUUGUGAUGCCACCACUCCUUUUCACCGCCCUCUCGUAUCCGUUCACUCAGCUCGCCCACGCCCUGUUCCCGAACGCAAUCGCGAACGGCCUCAUCUCGGGAGCGUUCUUCAUGUAUGUCGGAUACGACUGCACGCACUAUUUCCUUCACCACACGAAGCUCCCAGAGUACGUCAAGAAGCUCAAGGCACAUCAUCUUCAGCACCAUUAUGUCGACUAUGAAGGCCGCUACGGAGUCACAAGCACCUUUUGGGACUGGGUCUUCUCGACCGAUGGCGUUGUGCGGAGCUAAUGAGA